Messenger RNA from Nilaparvata lugens (brown planthopper), 2282 nucleotides. Its product is annotated as chimeric ERCC6-PGBD3 protein-like. The coding region runs from base 45 to 1133 and encodes 362 amino acids. Lineage: Eukaryota; Metazoa; Arthropoda; Insecta; Hemiptera; Delphacidae. The record is from RefSeq and is a predicted model, not a curated record. Gene Ontology annotation, molecular function: sequence-specific DNA binding. The transcript is spliced from 2 exons.
AUUUCAGUUGUUGUAAACAUAACCUUCAUCUCACAACUCAUGAAAUGGCAGCCGACAAUUAUGUUGUCACGUUCGAGGGGCUUACACUUGAUGAUGUUCUUCAAGAGUUGGAGUCUGAGGAUCCAGAUGGGCUUCGGCGGCUGAUUUACAUUACUCCUCCUGAUGAGGGUGCUGACACCGAAGUCGACAGUGACAAAUCAGAUGAUGAGGCUGAAGGUGAUGUGAAUCAUCUGGGGAGAAAUAUGCUGAGAAGUAUUUGUGAGGUGCAGACUGAAUGCACACCUAACGUUCAACCACAGCUUACAACAAGUACAGGAGAUAAUAUGACCAGUACAGGCGAGCCUAAAGAUAACAUGAUCAGUACAGGUGAGCCUGAAGAUUAUAAUUAUGUUCUUGAGAUGCCACCAAGUAUCAGUAGGCCUUUGCCAACUAAUGAGAAUAUGGAUCUUGAUAAUUCAGCUUCAAGCAAUUUGAAUCCAUCAGAAAGUCUUAUUCAAGUUGAGGGUCAAAGUACAAGUAUCAAUACUAGACAUUCCAAUCGUAAAAGAACUCGUACCAUAGAAUCAGACAGUAGCAUCGAUGAAACUGAAAAUGUAGUACUUUUAGAUGAUAGGCCUACUGUUAAAAAUAAGAACAAGGGUAAGAAAAGCAAAUCCACAGCUAAAAAGACUAUGAAAGAAAUGGCAGCUGAGAAAAAAAAGGCUAUGAUUGAUCAGUGGAAACCACAAAAGCCUGAUUUUAAAUUAAAUUUGAAUUGUGACCCUAUUCCAUGUUCUGAUGGAGCUAUGGAAUGUGAAACACCUUUGGAUUUUUUUUUAUUAUUUUUCAGUGAUGACCUUCUAGAUUAUAUUUGUGAACAAAGUAACUUAUAUGCUUUACAGAAGAAUGUUGACCUAAAUCUUACAAGAGAUGAGUUAUGGGUUUUUUUUGGAGGUCUUCUCAUGUCAGGCUAUGCCAAGUAUCCAAAUAAAAGAAUGUAUUGGUCAACGGAUGAUGAUGUACCUAAACUUCUGUCUCAAAGUAUUCGAUGCAACAGAUUUGAGCAGAUUCUUAGAUAUCUUCACUUGAAUGAUAACACCCAAAAUGAUAAAUCUGAUAAACUUUUAAACUCAGGCCCUACAUCGAGGCACUGAACUCAUCCUUCAAAAAACAUGGGGGCAUUGAUGAAAACCUCUCUGUCGAUGAGAGUAUGAUUCCAUACUAUGGCAAACGUUAUGCUAAACAGUAUAUCAGGGGGAAACCGAUAAGAUUUGGUUUUAAAAACUGGGCCUUAUGUUCAUCCAGUGGCUACUUGAUAACAUUUGAAGUAUAUACGGGUAAAGACCCGAAUCGAGUGAGCAGGUUUGGAUAAGGUGGUGAUAUAGUGGUGAAACUAAUUGAAAAUGCUGAAGUUCCUUGCAACAAUGGACACAAGCUUUUCAUAGACAACUUUUUCACAUCAGUUCCACUUAUAAAGUAUUUUAGUGAUAUUGGCAUGUGUGCAACGGGUACCAUACAAGAAGGCAGAACAGAACAUUGCCCACUAAAAACUAGAAAAGAGUUGGAGGGAGAAGAGAGAGGGAGUUAUGACUUCCGUACUGCUGACAAAAUUAUGCUAUAUGUUCGGUGGCAUGAUAACAGUGUCUGCACUAUAGCUACUAACUGUGAAAAACUGUCUAUUGGUACAGCUCGACGCUGGUCAAGAACCAAGAAAGCAAAGGUUCAAGUCCCACAGCCAACAGUUUUUGCUUCAUACAACAAAAGUAUGGGAGGUGUGGAUUUGAUGGACCAGAAUGUUGCCACUUACAGAACUAGAAUGAGGCAGAAAAAAUGGUGGUGGCCCAUUUUUGUGUACUUGUUCGAUGUUAGCGUUUCUAACUCCUGGCUCCUCAAUAGAAAACUCCUGAAUCCCGAGCAAACCAUUGGUCAACUGUUGAACUUCCGAAGAAACUUGGCUAUAACUGUUCUGAAGAAGUAUGGAAAGCCCUCAAGUCAGGGAAAAUCAGUACCAAAACCGUUGGAAGACGUUCACUAUGACAACCACAACCAUUGGCACCUUCCCAACCCUACUGAGAGAAGAUGUAAACAUUGUGCUGGAAAGGCAAAGUUUAUUAUUACCAAGUGCAAAAUUGGACUCCAUCCCAAGUGUUUCAUGGAAUACCAAAGAAUCAAUAGGCUUAUGUGUACGUUCUGCCAUGUUGUUAGGCAACAAUUUAACUACCUUUUUAGAGCUAAUUUCUGACAUCGAAUAAUAUGAUAAUUUUGUUGCACUUUUCACUUGUAAAUAAAUCAGCUAUAAUGUA